CCCUCCUGUUGGCGUUUUGGUGUGCGGCCUGGCUUGCCACCAAUUACAUCAUGACGGUCGUCCUGUCGUCCUCGGCCAUGCCACCUUGCCACUGUGACGUGGGAAAUUUCUUUCACAAAAGCAUAUUAUUCAGAAUUGGAUUCAUAGCGACGUCCAUUGGCACUUUGGUACUAACCUUUCUUAUUUAUAAGUAUAUGGUUAUGCAUACUGAAGAGUUCAGGGGUCAUCAGGUCCUGAUCCAGAGGAUCCUGCUGGCCAUUGUGUGGGCCUCCUGUUUUGCAACAGCUUUCAUGCAUGUAUUUUCCCCCAAAGAAUAUCCCAGGAUACACUUUGUCAGCACGAUAAUUUCAAUUACAUGUGAAGCCUUAUACUACCUUGGGCAGUCCAUCCAGAUGUAUAAAUUACCAGGAGCAAAAAAAGUCAUCCACCAUUGUAGAUGCACCUGCUGUGGCCUGACUUUUGUCUGUGUAAUUUUCUAUUUUGGAUAUGAAACAUUAAAGGAUUUAUUCUAUAAUGAUGAAGACUGGGACGAGAUCCGUGAAAUCCCCAUCAUAAUCAUCGAGUGGGUGAUGCUUCUACUGAUCCUGAUAAACAUCGUGACCUAUUAUUCCACCAUGCAGAGGUUAUUGUUGACUGUCUCCAGAAACAGCUGCACACUCUCUCUUAGAGUAAAAAUUGAUGACUUCGGGGUGUAGACCACCACGGGGGCCAUCAAGUGGACUUCUGGGAGAGAUACUGCACAGGAUACGGAAAAACAUCUAAAGAAGAAUAACUGAGGGACUAUAUAUGGUGCCAGUAAUCAUGACACAAUAAUAUGAGCUGGUGAUAUUACCUAUAAAAAAAAAUUAAAAUUAAAAAAAAAUAUUGGUGUGUGAAGUGUAAUACCUAGUUAGAAAAACAGAAUCAAAUUCAUAAUUAUAACUACCCUCUGCAUUACCCUGUUUAUUAUUUUUCAAGCAAGCACUUUGUUCUAAUUCGUCCACUCUCUGGCGUGCUCCUUGUAUAAGGGGUUUGGG
Hyla sarda is the source of this 1016-nucleotide messenger RNA. RefSeq lists its product as uncharacterized. The transcript is spliced from 2 exons. The record is from RefSeq and is a predicted model, not a curated record. The coding region runs from base 51 to 695 and encodes 214 amino acids. Lineage: Eukaryota; Metazoa; Chordata; Amphibia; Anura; Hylidae.